AUGGGUUCUCGGGUUGUUUCUUUCGAAGAAAUUGGGAAAUCAUGGGGGAUGGAGUUUGUUUGGCCAUUGUGGAAUUCUUUCAAUCAGGAGAUUGUUCACAAGAUUAAAAGGAAGAAGGGGAAGGGUGGCUUAAUGGCGGUUAAACUAGAUAUGCAUAAAGCUUACGACAGAAUGGAAUGGGAAUUUCUUAGGCGAUUCCUCGUGGCAAAUGGAUUUGACGAGAAGAGCUGUAAUUUAUUAAUGUCCUGUGUCUGCAGUGUCUCCUACUCGGCUCUCCUUAAUGGGAGUUCUCUAAAGAAGUUCGUGCCUCAAAGAGGGUUACGACAAGAAUUGAAUGUUAAGGAAGCAAAUGGUGAGGAAAAACACCUGGGGAACCCGUUUGUUUUCAAGAGGAGAAGAAGAGAAGAAUAUGAAUCCUUGAAAGCCAAGAUGUUGAGCCGUUUGGAGGGAUGGAAAAUGAAACUUUUAUCCUAUGCUGGGAGAACUGUAUUAAUAAAAUCAGUCGCUUCUGCCUUGCCAAUCUAUGCGAUGUCAACCAACAAAAUCUCAGUUAGUACUUGUAGGAGCUUAGAUGGUCUUAUGAGAAAAUUUUGGUGGCUGAGGAGCUUGGAAAAGGAUAGAUUUCUUACUGUGAAAUCUUGGGACAGUCUUUGCCAACCGAAGAGCGUCAGAGGCUUAGGCUUUCGUAGAUUCAAAGAUUUUAAUCGUGCUUUGCUUGCAAAAUUGGCUUGGAGCUUGGCUUGUAAGGAGCCUAAACCGUGGGUUCAAUGUGCCCACACGGUAGCUGCUAAUGGGUCGACAAUCGAUCUUUGGACUCAACCUUGGAUCCCCUGGCUUGAUUAUGGGGAGUUUCGAAGGCUUAUAAAUCAAUUCAACCUAAUCUAUCCAGAGAUUAAAAUUGUAGCUGAUCUCUCACAGGGCAACUCGUGGAAUAGAGAUAAAGUAAUUGAGGUGUUUGGAGGGGAGUUGGGGAGCCGUAUUCUCAACAUACCUCGCCUACCUCAGUCUCAAGGAAAUCGGUUGGUAUGGAAAUUCUCACAGAAGGGCCAUUUUUCUGUGAAAAAAGCUUAUGAGAUGGAUCAACAACAUCGAUUUGGAGAAUACAAUCUGAUUUGGAAACUCAUUUGGCACCCGAAGAUUCAUCCCCGAGUGUCGUUGUUCUUAUGGCGAUGCUGCAAUGAUGCACUUCCACUCAGAACAAAACUGUCUUUUGUCAAAGAGAAGGAUUGUUUCUUCUGUCAAGCAGAAGUUGAAGAUGGCCUCCAUCUCUUUAGAGACUGUCCUUUUACGAUGUGCCUGUGGUUUGCAGGUCUGUAUAGCUGCAGAGUAAAUUGUAUUCCAGGUGAAAAUCUAAAAGUAUUUUUGUUGAACCUUUUACAGAGAAGCAUGGGAGAGGAUAGUCAUAAGAUGUUGUUGUAUAUUGGUUAUCUAGUGGAGGAGGUUUGGUUCCAACGAAACCAGAUGCGAUUCAUAGGAAAAACUGAUUUGACUAAAGACUUGAUCGCGCAAAUUAAUGUCAAGUUUUGUGAAAUGGUAGAGGUUUCAGACGAAAGGGAGAGUUUCGAAUUAAACCGUGUGGAGUUUUCAGGUAAGCCAAGGAAGGAUUACGAUUUCAUAUUCAUGACAAAUGAAUCAUGGAAGGAUUGUUCUGCUGGGCUUGCUGUGGUUUUGAUCCACAAAAGUUCAGGAAUGUGGACUACGAAUUAUUGUUGUACCAUAACUGUCUUUGCUCUUGAUGCUGAAAUUCAGGCUAUGCUUUUGGUGCUGAAUUGGGCAAAAGGUGAAAGUUGGGAUAAUAUUGCUAUUAUCUCGGAUGCUUCUUUUGCAGUUGUGGCAUUUGAGGCAAGGGAGUGUCCCCCUGCCUGGAAUUGUUGGCAUACUUCUUCUCAGGUCUUAGAGUUAUUAGCUUCUUUUGUUUGUUGUGAUUUUUAUCAUUUGUCUAGAAAGUUUACAACCUUUGCUGAUUUGCUGGCUAAGAGUGCUAGAUGUUCUAGCCAUAACGCUGGUGUUGUUUAA
Cannabis sativa is the source of this 2016-nucleotide messenger RNA. RefSeq lists its product as uncharacterized. The record is from RefSeq and is a predicted model, not a curated record. Bases 1 to 2016 code for a protein of 671 amino acids. The transcript has 4 exons. NCBI's taxonomy places the organism in Eukaryota, Viridiplantae, Streptophyta, Magnoliopsida, Rosales, Cannabaceae. Gene Ontology annotation, molecular function: nucleic acid binding; RNA-DNA hybrid ribonuclease activity.